UACUUAAAAGGGUACUCAUCACCAAGCCAGAAGUCAGUUGAGUUUCGUCGGUUGAAAGCGAAAGAGUGUUCGGAUUGUUACAGACUCCCAAAUUAGUUGCAAUGGCAUUCUGGAAAUAUCAAAUACUAGCGGUGAUGAUUGUUUUCACCAUCGGGGAGGUGCUGAUGGCUGAUGUACCGAUUCCAGGAGGACCACAAGUGAUUCCCGUAGCGGACCUCAAAAAGGAUGAACACGUUAAGCGAGUGGCCGGCAUUUUUACCGCAUCGAGUGGUCAUAAACCGACGAAUCCCGAAAUCCUCAGCGGUGUCAAACAGACGGUCCAAGGAGUGAAAUACGUUUAUACCGUUUCGUUUAAGGUCAACGAUGUGGCUAAAAAGUGUAAAGUUUCGGUGUUGGAGCGACCCUGGCUGGCGCAGACUAAGCCCAAAGAAGCGUAUGUUUAUGAGAAUAAAUGUUAAAAACGAUGAAAACGGCUCUUGUGCUACCUCUACCUAUCAGUUAUUGUGUGCUUGAAUACCACCGUGAAAGUGUCCAACAAAUGGUCAAUGAAUAUGCAGCAUUACUGAAAAUGAAUUGUGAGUUUUAAUUUUUAUUUUCUGUGAUCUGCUGUUUCUA
Molecule: messenger RNA, 615 nt
Organism: Wyeomyia smithii (pitcher-plant mosquito)
Lineage: Eukaryota; Metazoa; Arthropoda; Insecta; Diptera; Culicidae
Exons: 3
Coding region: 102-458 (118 amino acids)
Source: RefSeq, a predicted model, not a curated record